This is a messenger RNA of Gekko japonicus, 2845 nucleotides long. It is a transcript of the gene SPATA20, whose product is annotated as spermatogenesis associated 20. The coding region runs from base 162 to 2504 and encodes 780 amino acids. The record is from RefSeq and is a predicted model, not a curated record. The transcript has 16 exons. Gene Ontology annotation, biological process: carbohydrate metabolic process. NCBI's taxonomy places the organism in Eukaryota, Metazoa, Chordata, Lepidosauria, Squamata, Gekkonidae.
UCCCCGCCCUCCCUGCUUCCACCGGGAGAGAACUAGGGCCCCUUCUCCUCUCGCUCUCCGCUCCGUCGGGGCUUCCUCUGGCACCAAAAUUCACUUGGGGGGCGGGGGGAGGGGGGCUUAGCACCGCCCUUUGCCGCCAGCAGCAUUGCCAGCGGGCGGCGAUGAUCUCCGCCCCGGUCUUGCUGCUGUGCCGCACUAGCUGCCGCCCGCUGCUCCACCGGCUUGGGCCGAAGCGAAUCUCCUGGGCUUACAGAACUGCAUUUCUGAGAACGGCCUCGGCCAUGGCCACAGGAGGGAAAGACAGCCAUUCCGGCACCCCUCGGUACACUAACAGUCUGAUUCAUGAGAAGUCGCCUUACCUCCUUCAACACGCCCAUAAUCCCGUGAACUGGUAUCCAUGGGGUCAGGAGGCAUUUGACAAGGCAAAGAGGGAGGAUAAGUUGAUAUUCCUAUCAGUUGGUUAUUCAACCUGCCAUUGGUGCCACGUCAUGGAACAAGAAUGCUUCCAGAAUGUCGAAAUCGGUCAGAUUCUGAAUGAGAACUUUGUGUGCAUCAAGGUCGAUCGGGAAGAGAGGCCAGAUGUUGAUAAAGUUUACAUGACCUUUGUGCAGGCAACCAGCAGUGGAGGGGGUUGGCCAAUGAGUGUAUGGUUGACACCUGAUCUCAAACCAUUUGUUGGGGGGACCUACUUUCCUCCUGAGGACAGCAUUUACCAGGUUGGCUUUCGGACAGUUUUGCUCCGCAUCCUAGAACAGUGGAAACGGAACAAAUCUAUCCUUUUGGAAAACAGCCAUAAAAUUAUGUCUGCCCUGUUAGCCAGGACUGAUGUGGGUGCACGAGGGGAGGAUGUGCCCCCAUCCUCACAAGAGGUGAUGACCAGAUGUUUCCAACAACUGCUAGAUUCCUAUGAUGAAGAAUAUGGUGGAUUCUCAGAGUCUCCCAAAUUUCCUACUCCAGUCAACUUGAAUUUCCUGUUUUCUUACUGGGCUCUUCAUCGGUCAACCUCUGAAGGGGCACGGGCACUGCAGAUGGCACUUCACACACUCAAGAUGAUGGCAUAUGGUGGGAUUCAUGAUCAUAUUGCCAAGGGGUUCCAUCGUUAUUCUACUGACCAGCGUUGGCAUGUCCCUCACUUUGAGAAGAUGCUGUAUGAUCAGGGACAGCUGGCAGUAGCCUACGCCAAAGCAUUUCAGAUUUCUGGCGAGGAAUUCUUUGCAGAUGUUGCCACAGGCAUUCUACUUUACGUCUCCCGGGAUCUGAGUGACAAGUCAGGGGGGUUCUACAGUGCAGAAGAUGCUGAUUCCUACCCCACAGUCCAAUCAAAAGAGAAGCAAGAAGGGGCCUUCUGUGUGUGGACAGCUGAGGAAAUCCGAAGGCUUCUACCAGAUCCAGUUGAAGGAAUCCCAGAGAGAAAGACCACCGCAGACGUCUUUAUGCAUCACUAUGGGGUUAAGGAGGAUGGCAAUGUGAAUCCAUUGAAGGACCCUCACAAUGAACUGAAAGGAAAAAAUGUUCUCAUAGUUCAGUAUUCCUUGGAACUUACAGCUGCUAGGUUUGGACUGGAAUUGGAACAGUUGAAGGCACUGCUUGCUCAGAGCCAGGAGAAACUCUAUAUGGCGCGCGGGCAGCGGCCACGGCCCCAUCUGGACAGCAAGAUGCUUGCAUCCUGGAACGGGCUGAUGAUUUCUGGCUUUGCUCAGAGUGGAGCCAUCUUGGGGAAGAAGGAGUAUGUUGACCGGGCUGCUUCUGCAGCUAACUUCUUGCAGAGCCACAUGUUUAAUACCAUCUCUGGAAAACUUCUCAGGAGCUGCUACCAGGGCAAAGACAAGUCAGUGGAGCAAAGUUCUGUCCCCAUCCACGGGUUUCUGGAGGACUAUGUCUUUGUUAUCCAAGCCCUCUUUGACCUUUACGAGGCCUCACUGGACCCCAGGUGGCUGGAGUGGGCCGUGCAGCUCCAGCACAAGCAAGACGAACUUUUCUGGGAUCCUGAGGGCUUCGCUUACUUCUCUACGGAGGCCGCAGACCCUUCCUUGUUCCUCCGCCUGAAGGAUGACCAAGAUGGUGCAGAGCCCAGCCCAAACUCUGUUGCUGUCACCAACUUGCUCCGGGCAGCCAGCUAUACAGGCCACAAGGAGUGGGUGAAAAAAGCUGGGCAGAUCUUGGCCGCCUACUCAGAGAGGCUCCUGAAGAUCCCUGUGGUCCUCCCAGAGAUGGCCCGAGCCACUGCAGCCUCUCAUCUGACUCUCAAACAGGUUGUUAUUUGUGGUGAUCCAUCCAGAGAAGACACUAGAGAGUUGCUGCAUUGUGUUUACACUACCUAUACUCCAAACAGGGUGCUGAUUCUUGCAGCUGGCGACAGCACAGGAUUUCUGUACCGUCACCUUCCCUUCCUCUCUCCUCUGGAGAAGAAAGAUGGAAAAGCCACUGCGUAUCUCUGUGAAAACUUCACUUGCUCAUUGCCCGUCACUUCCAGCCAGGAGCUGCGUCACAUGCUGUUGCCCUGAACUGAUAUCCCUACUCCCUCCCAGCCAUUGCCCUUGAGUUUCAGUGGACAUGAGAAGAGCCAAAAAUAUAACAGAACAGCACUAGCUACUUGGACCUCACAAUAAAGCCACUUGAUCUUGCUAGUUUUCCCCCCUACCUUGUUGCUGUUUAGCUGGCACAAUUACUAGUGUUUCUUGUUUCAGUGGCCCCUUCCCUCCUCUCUCUGGGAAGGUGUAUGCUUUGUAGUUCUCAAGCUUAUUUGCACUUGGGGACAGAUUAUUGCUUUAAGGGGAGUGGCCACUGGCAGCUAAAGUUUGGUGUAGUGGUUAAGUGCACGGACUCUAAUCUGGGAGAACCGGGU